AUGUCUAUAAGGCCUAAAGACCCUCCGACAAGAAAUGCAAAGAAACCCUUCAGUCGUGCUGUGAUCCCCCACAUACCACUCUGCAGUCAUAUCAAAGGUCGAUCCAAACGAUAUGAAUCGUUCUACGAAGUAUCUGGCCUGUUCUUACAAGAUCCACAAGAACCAGGUACGUCAACGAGCUCCGGGUCGCCCAAAACUGCUAUUCCGCUUCACCUGCUCAAAGAUGGACAGAGUGGGGAAAGAGUGGCUAUCAACAAGGCUGCAAGUAUCAAAAGUGCCGGAAGAGUGGCUAUCAACAAGGCUGCAAGUAUCAAAAGUGCCGGUAGAUCGACCAUCAGCAAGUCCCCGAGCGUCCACAGUGCCGCGGACAGCCAGCGACGCGAAAGUGCACUGCCGCCAAAGAAGUAUGAGGAUGUCGAGUCCGUCUAUGACGAAAAUGAGCGAGAUGACAGCGGUCGUCCCACGGGCAAACGGUUGAAGGACGCGCCGCGUCCGGGUGGAAUCACUGUUCGCUGGGUCGAGGAAGAGUCUCUGAGGGAAUGGUAUGCCUAG
Molecule: messenger RNA, 552 nt
Organism: Letharia lupina
Lineage: Eukaryota; Fungi; Ascomycota; Lecanoromycetes; Lecanorales; Parmeliaceae
Exons: 3
Coding region: 1-552 (183 amino acids)
Source: RefSeq, a predicted model, not a curated record